Arachis duranensis is the source of this 749-nucleotide messenger RNA. Its product is annotated as protein CHLORORESPIRATORY REDUCTION 7, chloroplastic. The record is from RefSeq and is a predicted model, not a curated record. Gene Ontology annotation, cellular component: chloroplast stroma. The transcript is spliced from 3 exons. Bases 105 to 566 code for a protein of 153 amino acids. Lineage: Eukaryota; Viridiplantae; Streptophyta; Magnoliopsida; Fabales; Fabaceae.
GAUAGAUUUUGUGAUUGUAAAUGUUCCUAUGUUUAUCAUCAUCUAUAUCAGAAAAAGGAUGAUAACCAAAAACUAUGAAUGAAGCUUAGAUCAAAAUAGUUGCUAUGGUAGGAGUUUUGCAGUCUCAGCUCUUCAAUGUUAGAGUCCACACCUUAACUUCAGCCACAACAAAAUGCCUCAUUCCAAAUCCAAUAAUGCAUACAACUUUACCAGGCCUAACUACAUGUUUUGAUGGUACUUCAAUCCAUCACAAAAUGCCUCAAGUUCCAAGUGAUUGCAGAAGUAUUACAAAGGUUUUUGGGCUGCGGCGAAGAAGGGCGAAUGAGAGGACUGAAACUUAUGUGCUGUUAGAACCAGGGCAGGAAGAGAAGUUUGUUUCUGAGGAAGAACUUAAGGUCAAGUUGAAAGGGUGGCUUGAAAAUUGGCCUGGCAAGUCUCUUCCUCCUGAUCUGGCGCGAUACGAGAACAUCGAUGAUGCUGUUUCAUUUUUAAUAAGAUCUGUUUGUGAACUUCAGAUUCAUGGAGAUAUUGGCUCAGUUCAAUGGUACGAGGUUCGUUUGGAGUGAACAGAGAGAUAGUGUAAAAUCAUUCUCCUCAAAUAUCAAAAACACAAUACUCUCUCUGUUUUCUCAGUUACUUGAAAAUUUUGUAACGCAUUUAUUAAUUGUAUUAAUAAUUAAUAAAUAUUAAAUAAGACAAUUUUUUUUCUUCUUCUUAACAUUACCGUCUUUAUUAGACUAUAUUUAUAA